AAUUGGCGAUUGGUGUUAAAUAGAGACAUAUCAUCGUAAAAUGCACCGAGGAAGAACAAAAGCUGCUAGGAACAAAGACAUUUAGGAAAAUUAAGCGACAAAUAAGGUUUGCUUGUAUUCACUAUACCUAAACUUUACCCUCCUGUUUCCUUAUCUAAAUAAAUGCCGCUUAUUUUAUUGACUGUAAUUUUACCACUACUGCUGUCGUUACUAUUAACAUUUACGACCACUACUACCAACCUCGCUGUCGUCGCCCAAGAAGACAAUAAUGAUGGUAACAGUAUAAAUGAGCCAUUCGUCGUACAGCUGCCGAGCACCGCAUCAGGAAUCGAAAUUCCGUCAUAUUCUCAUGGCUUCUCCCUCGAAAUGAGUCACUGGACCACUGUAUUCGGUACGCGGAGCGACAAACAAAGUGCUGGAUUCCUUCAGCUGCUACGUAACAUCGAGGAUCGACGAGGCGCCUUGAUGAUCCGGUUAGGAGGCAACUCCCAAGACGCCGCGUCUUCGGACGAAAGCAUCAGCGCGCCGAUCGCAAAAACGGGCGAGCAAGCAACACGCACCAACAGUGGCGCCACUACAUACAACAUAAAAGUGCAUAGUAAAUUGUUUGAUGCCAUGCGUCGACUCAGCAACAUCGUUGCGAUCAAAUGGACAGUGGGGCUCAACUUUGAAAAUGCGGGCGAUAUGGAAAGCGCUCUGAGUUUGGGCAAGGUUGCUGUAGACAAGCUCGGCGACUUGCUUUAUGCAGUCCAAAUCGGUAACGAGCCUGACUUGUAUGCAAAGCACGGUUUACGAUCCGAUGGAUGGGGCGUUCAAGACUAUACGGGCGAAUGGGUUGCCUGGGCAACGCAACUGUCACAACAUUUUUAUAACAACGACGAUAACCAACGACAACGCAAUAUCUUCUCGGGUGGCGUUAUUUGUUGCACCUGGCACCUCCAAGACUUGUUAGAUAGUGGCUACUUUGAGCGCAGCAAGGAGCUUAUCAAUUCGAUCACUGUGCAAAAAUAUAGUUCUAAUGCAUGCUUUGGUGUCGCCAAGGGCGAAAUCGAUGAUUAUCUCAGCCAUGCAUGGAUCACUUCGCUGCCACGGAAGAUGUACCAAGAACAGGCCCAGGUGAUCACGGGCAGCGGCAAAGAAUUGGUCAUGGGGGAAACCAACACAGCGGCAUGUGGUGGCAUUCAAGGGAUUUCCGACACUUUCGUCUCGGCGCUCUGGUGGGUCGACUGGCAACUGUUUCUGUACUCGAUCAGUUUCUCGUCUGUCGAACUUCAACUAGGUGGACCCAAAGCACACUAUAACCCAAUGUCCAAAAUCGGCAGCAGUUGGACAGCGAAUCCCAUCUAUUAUGGCUCGUUGGUAACAGCGGAAGCCCUUGGCCCAUCAGACACAGCCGCACAGGUCGUGCAUAUUGAUCUGCCAUCGGACUCACAAGCUGCAUACGCUAUUUUUCACAAGCAGCAAUUCACAUAUGCAGUGUUGAUCAAUUUUGAUCCAGACAAUGAAGCUGUAUUUCCACUACAACCGCAGCAGGAGGGCUGGAUACCCGUGGAUGAUAGUGAUGGCAUUGCGAAGCUCAAGGUGAAGCGAUUGACAGCAACAAGCUUACAAGAACGACAUGCGAUCCAAUGGGCAGGCCAAACAUUGCAUAAUGUAUCGGAUGGUCGUUUACGAGGAGAUGUUGCCAUUGAGGAAGUGAUAUGCAGUGCGCCUGAUCGGUGUGAGGUUACACUACCUAAGAGUUCGGUUGCAUUAGUCGGACGGCAUUUGGAUUAUUUCAAUGGCACGGCUGUCACAGAUGAUCCAUACGAUGUCAGUGGUCUUGUAGGCAGCAACGGCGAUAACAACAAACCGGUCUCCUCAAAUCCCUUAGCAUUCACAAGCGCCACUAGCAGCAAAGUCGCUAUCGCUAUUGGAUAUCUCUUACCCUUAAUGCUUGUUGCACCCGUUUUUUUCCUUCAUCAUGUGUUAAUCACCAUCUUCUUAUAACACGCUUCUUUGUUCUUUUCAUAUGUAAUUCCUACAAUGUACAGUACUA
Molecule: messenger RNA, 2038 nt
Organism: Zychaea mexicana
Lineage: Eukaryota; Fungi; Mucoromycota; Mucoromycetes; Mucorales; Lichtheimiaceae
Exons: 3
Coding region: 163-1989 (608 amino acids)
Source: RefSeq, a predicted model, not a curated record